Messenger RNA from Echinops telfairi (small Madagascar hedgehog), 645 nucleotides. Its product is annotated as myosin-13-like. The record is from RefSeq and is a predicted model, not a curated record. NCBI's taxonomy places the organism in Eukaryota, Metazoa, Chordata, Mammalia, Afrosoricida, Tenrecidae. Gene Ontology annotation, cellular component: myosin complex. The transcript has 5 exons. Bases 1 to 645 code for a protein of 214 amino acids.
AUGUUUAAGGGAGGAGACAGCCUUAUCUUUCACCCCAAGAAGCGGAAGAAACUGGCCCAGAGGCUCCAGGAAGCUAAGGAGAACACAGAGGCGGUGAACUCCAAAUGCGCUUCCUUGGAGAAAACCAAGCAGAGGCUGCAAGGGGAAGUGGAUGACCGGAUGCUUGCCCUGGAGCGUGCCAACACUGCCUGUGCCACCCUGGACAAGAAGCAGAGGCGCUUUGAUAAGGGCCUUGCGGGAUGGAAGCAAACACGGGAUGGAAGCCAGGCUGAGUGGGAAGCUGCCCAGGAAGAGCCCAGGUCCCCCGGGCCUCAAAUCUUCAAGAUGAGGAAUGCCUGUGAGGAGGUGGUAGACCAGAUGGAGACCCUGAAGCGGGAGAACAAGAACCGACAAGGUGAACUCUCUUCUAGCCAGAGCUUCCCCUUGUCCUCCUGCCACCUUUGUCCACACACAGCGGCCAUGAUGGCCGAGGAGCUGAAGAAGGAGCAGGACACGAGUGCCCACCUGGAGCGGAUGAAGAAGAACCUGGAGCAGACGGUGAAGGACCUGCAGCACCGGCUGGAUGAGGCGGAGCAGCUGGCCCUCAAGGGGGGCAAGAAGCAGACCCAGAAGCUGGAGAACCAGCCUCCCGGCAAGCCUGCCUGA